UGUUCAUAGACAAAAACCUGUUUCUUCUCUCUAGUAUUCAAAAAAAAAAAAAAAAAUGAAGUUGGCUCUGCAUUUGUUAUUCAUUCUCAAUACCCUCAUCUACAUGAAUCACCUACUACUUGCCUUCCAAUCUCUUCCCACAGCUGCCUUGAAUCCAACUAAUGAAAAUGACAGACUUGCAUUGUUGGCCUUCAAGGAUCGAAUUGUUGGAGAUCCAUUAGGAAUCCUGACCUCUUGGAAUGAGUCUCCUCAUUUCUGCAAUUGGACAGGAGUUUUAUGCAGUAAGAAGCACCAAGGUAGAGUUACUGUCUUGAAUUUAGCAAGCCAAAAGCUGGUUGGUUCAAUACCCCCUCACAUAGGAAAUUUAUCCUUCCUAAGGGGAAUCAACCUCAGCUACAACAGCUUCACAGGCGAGAUUCCUCCACAAAUUGGUCGAUUGUUCCGAUUGAGAUAUCUUGAUCUCAAUUACAACAAUUUUCAUGGUAAAAUCCCAAUCGAACUUCAAAAUAUAUCGAAAAGCCUACAGGUUGUCCAGGUCGCUGCAAAUCAAUUAAUAGGAAGUAUACCACAAAUGUUGGGCAAUGCAUCUUCACUUAUGUAUCUAUCCUUGGCAAGAAAUAAUUUACAAGGAAGUAUACCAGCGGAGCUUGGAAAACUUCUAAAGUUGCGAUUUCUACAGCUUUCUCUAAACAAUUUAUCCGGGGAGGUCCCACUUUCUAUUUACAAUUUAUCGUCACUAUAUCUACUUUCUUUUGCAGCGAACCAAUUGCAUGGUAGAAUUCCAUCUGAUAUUAGCUUCACUCUUCCUAAUCUUCGGUAUUUCCUUGCCCCUGAAAACCAUUUUUAUGGAGAGGUACCAACUUCUUUCGUAAAUGCUACCAAACUAGGUUGGCUUGACCUGGGGACAAACAAUUUCAGUGGAGGGGUUCCUUCAAACCUUGGAAACUUAAGGAAUCUUACAUGGCUAGAUCUCUCAGGAAAUCAGUUGGAAAGUGCAGAAGGAGAAGGUUUAGGUUUCAUAACUUCUUUAACCAAUUGCACCAACCUCCGCAAAUUGUAUCUCGAUCAGAAUAAUUUCAAAGGUGUAUUGCCCCUUUCAAUUGCCAAUCUUUCAACUAAGCUUGAAACAUUCACUAUAGGUGGAAACAUGCAGAUUUUAGGUGAAAUCCCUGAAGAGAUUGGGAAUCUGGUUGGCUUAAGCAGACUUGUGAUCGUCACUACGAGUAUUACAGGUGACAUUCCAUCUUCCAUAGGCAAACUGGAGAAGCUAUCUGAUCUUCAACUAUAUGAGAAUAGAAUUUCAGGGCCAGUUCCAUCCUCGCUUGGAAAUAUCACCGAAAUGCUUACAUUGCAACUACAAGACAACUAUUUGAAGGGUCCUAUUCCUCCUAGUUUGGGAAAUUAUUCAAAACUUGAAUCUCUUCGCCUUGAUAGUAAUUUCUUGUUUGGUAGCAUACCAAAAGGACUUUUUAGCCUAUCUCAUGUCUUGGAGGUCGACUUAUCACAAAAUUCAUUUACAGGACAAUUGCCCAUAGAUUUAGCUGGAGGUAAGAUGACCAAUCUUCUGAAGUUGAAUGUUUCACACAAUCGAUUGUCAGGAGGAAUUCCAAGUGCCUUAGGAGAUUGCUUGAUGUUGGAGGGACUCUGGAUGAGUGAUAACUUGUUUGAAGGAGGCAUCCCAUCAUCAUUUAACAAUUUGAAAAGCCUUGUAACAUUGGACCUCUCCAAUAACAAAUUGUCUGGCAAAAUUCCAGAAUACUUCCAAAAUUUUCCUUUGUUACAGUACCUAAACUUAUCAUUCAAUAAUUUUGAAGGAGUGUUGCCAACUGGAAGGAUCUUUGAAAAUGCAAGCAUAAUUUCUGUUGCUGGAAACCCAAAACUCUGUGGAGGCAUGCAUCAACUAGGACUUCCUUCAUGCAAGAUCAAAGAUAGAAAGCUUCAUCGUUUGAUCAUGCUGAUUUCAAUAAUUGCUUCAUGCUCAAUAUUCUUGAUGGCAUCGCUUCUUGUUAUCUUUGCAUAUAGAAGAUCGAAAAGAAAAGCUUCAACUUCUACCGAAGUGCAAGAUCCAGAGCAAUAUCCAAAGAUUUCUUAUGCAGAGCUAAGUCAGGCAACCAAUGAGUUCUCAUCAACCAACUUGAUAGGCAAGGGAAGUUUUGGUUCUGUGUAUAAAGGAAUUCUAUGUCGAGAUGGAAUGCCAGUGGCAGUGAAGGUGUUAAACCUUAAGAGGAGAGGAGCUACCAAGAGUUUUAUGGCUGAGUGUGAAACAGUGAAAAAUAUUCGACAUCGGAAUUUGAUCAAGAUUAUAACUAUUUGCUCAAGUAUAGACUUUAGAGGAAUUGAUUUCAAGGCUUUGGUCUAUGAGUUCAUGCAAAAUGGAAGCUUAGAGGAGUGGCUACAUCCAAAUGGAGAUCAAGCUAAUGCACACAAUUUAAGCAUCGUUCAAAGACUCAAUAUAGCCAUUGAGGUCGCUUCGGCAAUUGAAUACCUACAUAACUAUUGCCAACCGUCAAUUGUUCAUGGGGAUCUUAAGCCAAGCAAUGUUCUACUUGAUGAGGAAAUGGUUUCUCAUGUGGGUGAUUUUGGCCUGGCAAGAUUUUUAUCAAUUUCUCAAAACCAAAGUAGUUCCAUGGGUGUGAGAGGAACAAUUGGCUAUGUAGCCCCGGAAUAUGGCAUGAGCAAUAAGGUAUCCAAGUAUGGAGAUGUCUACAGUUUUGGAAUUCUCUUAUUGGAGAUGAUUACAGGAAAACGACCAACUGAUUCAAUAUUCAAAGACAGCUUCACCAUUCACCAAUUUGUCAAGACAAGGCUUCCUGAAAGAGUGAUUGAUAUUAUAGAUCCUUCAUUGCUACAGGAGGUUCAAGAUGCAAAAAAUUCAGAAGCAAGGAAAAUGAGAAAGGGAGUUGGUGUUUUGGAGAGCCUCUUAGCAGUUGCCGAGGUUGGACUUGUCUGCUCAAUGGAGUCACCAAGUGAAAGAACGGAGAUGAAAGAAGUUGCAGCAAAUUUAUAUGCCAUUAGAGACAAAUUCCUCGAUCGGUAGAAACAUAUGAUUCCCAUCAGUUGACUCCAUCCAUAUCAAAGUAGAGUUAGUAGCUUAGGAAUACUCUGUUUUGUGCCUAUAUUUAUUAAUUAUAGUCUCUUUUUUUUUAUCUUCUUUUUAAGUCAACUUGUUAUUUAUUGUUAUGAUUUUGGACCGAGUUGUAUGAAAUAUGGUUUCUUUUAAUGCA
Molecule: messenger RNA, 3224 nt
Organism: Rubroshorea leprosula
Lineage: Eukaryota; Viridiplantae; Streptophyta; Magnoliopsida; Malvales; Dipterocarpaceae
Source: the annotation of a GenBank genome assembly